Messenger RNA from Scomber japonicus (chub mackerel), 1994 nucleotides. Its product is annotated as tripartite motif-containing protein 16-like. Lineage: Eukaryota; Metazoa; Chordata; Actinopteri; Scombriformes; Scombridae. The record is from RefSeq and is a predicted model, not a curated record. The transcript is spliced from 2 exons. The coding region runs from base 107 to 1963 and encodes 618 amino acids. Gene Ontology annotation, molecular function: protein binding; zinc ion binding.
UGAUCAGAUCAAAGUUCAAACCUGUUUCCCUUAUCAGAUCAGAAAUCAAACAUAUAAAACUCAUCAGGAAGUGAAGCUCAGACAGUCGUUGUCUUUAAGAGCUGAAAUGGCGCAGAGAGAUCAGCCGGACCAAGAAACACUCAGCUGUCCCAUCUGUCUGGAUCUACUGAAGGAUCCGGUGGCUAUUCCAUGUGGACACAGCUACUGUAUGAACUGUAUUAAAUCCCACUGGGAUGGAGAGGAUCAGAGGAGGAUGUACAGCUGCCCUCAGUGCAGACAGGCCUUCACACCGAGGCCUGUCCUGAAGAAAAACACCAUGUUAGCAGCUUUAGUGGAGCAGCUGAAGAAGACUGGACUCCAAGCUGCUCCUGCUGAUCACUGCUAUGCUGGACCUGAAGAUGUGGCCUGUGAUGUCUGCACUGGGAGGAAGCUGAAAGCCUUCAAGUCCUGUCUGCAGUGUCUGAUCUCUUACUGUGAGAAUCACCUCCAGUCUCACUUUGAAUCAACCAAAUUAAAGAAACACAAGCUGGUGGAGCCCUCGGAGAAGCUCCAGGAGAACAUCUGCUCUCGUCAUGAUGAGGUGAUGAAGAUAUUCUGCCGUACAGAUAAGAAGUGUAUCUGUUAUCUGUGCACUAUGGAUGAUCAUAAAGGCCACGACACAGUCCCAGCUGCAGCAGAAAGGACUGAGAGGCAGAGAGAGCUCGAGGUGAGUCGACUAAACAUCCAGCAGAGAAUCCAGGACAGAGAGAAAGAUGUGAAGCUGCUUCAACAGGAGGUGGAGGCCGUCAGUCGCUCUGCUGAUAAAGCAGUGGAGGACAGUGAGAAGAUCUUCACUCAGCUGAUCCGACUCCUCCAGAAAAGAAGCUCUGAUGUGAAGCAGCAGAUCAGAUCCCAGCAGGAAACUGAAGUGAGUGGAGUCAAAGAGCUUCAGGAGAAGCUGCAGCAGGAGAUCACUGAGCUGAAGAGGAAAGACGCUGAACUGAAGCAGCUCUCACACACAGAGGAUCACAACCAGUUUCUACACAACUACCCCUCAGUGUCACAACUCAGUGAACCUACAGACUCAUCCAGCAUCAAUAUCCGUCCUCUCAGAUACUUUGAGGAUGUGACAGCAGCUGUGUCAGAGCUCAGAGAUGAACUACAGGACAUCCUGAAGGACAAAUGGACAAACAUCUCACUGACAGUGACUGAAGUGGACGUUUUACUGUCAGAACCAGAACCAAAGAGCAGAGCUGAGUUCUUAAAAUAUUCACGUGAAAUCACUCUGGAUCCAAACACAGCAAACGCAUAUCUGUUAUUAUCUGAGAGGAACAGAAAAGUAGAGUAUACGGGACAACAACAGUCUUAUUCUAGUCACACAGACAGAUUCACUAAUUAUCUUCAAGUCCUGAGUAGAGAGAGUCUGACUGGACGUUGUUACUGGGAGGUGGAGUGGAGCGGGAAAGGAGUUUAUGUAGCAGUCACAUACAAGAAUAUCAGCAGAGCAGGAGAAAAAUCUCAAUUUGGACGUAAUGACAAAUCUUGGUCUUUAAUUUGUUCCACUAACAGGUAUGGAUUUUGGUUCAACAGCAUAAAAACUCCCGCCUCAGGUCCUCCUUCCUCCAGAGUCGGAGUGUACCUGGAUCACAGAGCAGGUAUUCUGUCCUUCUACGGCGUCUCUCAAACCAUGACUCUCCUCCACAGAGUCCAGACCACAUUCACUCAGCCUCUCUAUGCUGGACAGUCACAUACAAGAAUAUCAGCAGAGCAGGAGAUGAAUCUCUAUUUGGACGUAAUGACAAAUCUUGGUCUUUAUAUUGUUACACUAACAGGUAUGAAUUUCACUUCAACAACAUUCAGACUCCCGUCUCAGGUCCUGUUUCCUCCAGAGUCGGAGUGUACCUGGAUCACAGAGCAGGUAUUCUGUCCUUCUACAGUGUCUCUGAAACCAGGACUCUCCUCCGCAGAGUCCAGACCACCAUGACUCUCCUCCACAGAGUCCAGACCACAUUCAC